Hansenula anomala is the source of this 1350-nucleotide messenger RNA. RefSeq lists its product as uncharacterized. The coding region runs from base 1 to 1350 and encodes 449 amino acids. NCBI's taxonomy places the organism in Eukaryota, Fungi, Ascomycota, Saccharomycetes, Phaffomycetales, Wickerhamomycetaceae. The transcript has a single exon. The record is from RefSeq and is a predicted model, not a curated record.
AUGUGGGUGCUGUUACGGUUCAUUUUGUUAUGUCUAUUUUUUACUUUGGCACGAUCAACAUGGUAUUCCUCAGAACAUAGGAUAUGUGAUCCAACUGGAACUUCGUGGAUACCCUAUAGUGGAUUCAAAAUCAAUAGACAAUAUGUUGUGAAAGAUUUGAAACCUCCAAUGUUGCAUUUUGUUUCUUUGUCUCAUUGUCAUCAAGGUGAAUUAGACUAUGAAAGAUUAACAAGAACUGGAAGAGAAACUGAUAUUGAAUGGGAUAAGCCGAUUUGUAUGUUUACUUCUGAUAAAUUGAAGAAACUAUAUAAUACCCAGACAAAUGACAAAUCUUUAGAUGAUAAAAAUGAUAAAAAUGAUAAAAAUGAUAAAAAUGCUAACAUAAGGUUGGUAACAGAUGUUCCUCAUAAACCACACAGUAUUGAUUUGUCUCACUUGAAACCAUCUCGUGUUCAAAAAAGAUCAAAAUUAAAACAAGGUUUUAAUGAAUUUUUGAGGAAAAUAUCAUCCAAAUUGAGGUUUAUUGAAUAUACUGAUGAUUCCUUGGUGACCAACUUACAAAAUCUAUCUCCAUUGUCUUAUAAGGGGUUCGGUACUGGUGAUCUUGAUGACUUGAAAUGUUACAAAUUAGCUAGAAGAAAAAAAUAUGCCAAAAGAGAAAUGAUGAUUUAUGCACCAUACACUUGGGUUGGUGGGAUUUUUGAAUGUCAAGUUUCUCAAGAGGCUAAAGAGCAUUACCUCAAAAGUCUUCAAGAUUCAAGAGAUUUCAUCAAACCCUUUGAUUUUAGAUGUGAAGGAAAUAAUUCAAGACCACUUUUCCCUUUAAUUGCAGAUGAUGUUACAAAUCAAUGGAUUGAAAAAGAGAGAGGUUUCACAUUUUCUCAAAGAAUUCCCUACCUAUAUUCCCCUGGCUUGUUGGAUUUCAGAUAUGGUAAACCUGCAAAAGCUUUGGGAUUGAAAAGUGAUACUAUCAUCUUUGAUGACCAUUCAACGCAUCAAAAAUCUCAGGAUGCUUUGCCUUAUGAUAAAUGGACAUUAGAACUUGAAGUUAACGAAGAUUACCAUUAUGAAGCAAAUGAUAUUGAUCUGUUGACAGAUGCUGUUACUCAAUCAACUAACUUAAUUCAUCAUUUUUUGAAAUCUGAGCAUAGAUAUUCACCAUGGGAAUGGGAUAUUCCUGAAUUGAUAGGGCCUGAUCAAGAUAGUUUGUUAUACUUGGAGCAAAAGUUCUUCAGUAUACUAGGUAAAAUGAAAGAUAAAAAGCUAGGGUCAAAAAUGGUGAUGCAUUUGCAAGAGCAUUGGGAUAAUUUAACUUUAUCAACAGAGCAAUUUAGGUAUAAUGGGAAAUAG